Racocetra persica is the source of this 297-nucleotide messenger RNA. The record is from the annotation of a GenBank genome assembly. Lineage: Eukaryota; Fungi; Glomeromycota; Glomeromycetes; Diversisporales; Gigasporaceae.
GAUGAUAAAAGUGAUGAGUAUAAAGUACGGAAUGUCAAGCUAAUGAAAAACAAUAAUAAGACAUAUCUUGAAGAAAUGUGUAAUGAAAGAGCUAAAGUUACAGUAAAUAAAAGAAAAAAAGUUUCAAAUUGUACUAACAUAAAAAAGAGAAGAGAAUAUGAAAAACCUAACGAUGAGCCUUCUCUAAGACCAGUUGAAACAAAUAUUUCAGCUGAAGAUCAUGAGUUACAAGCUAUGAAUAUAAAAGUUAUAGCAAAUAAUGAUAAAGAAAAAAAUCUUCCAAUUGCACUAACAUGA